Messenger RNA from Cavenderia fasciculata, 555 nucleotides. RefSeq lists its product as uncharacterized. NCBI's taxonomy places the organism in Eukaryota, Evosea, Eumycetozoa, Acytosteliales, Cavenderiaceae. The coding region runs from base 1 to 555 and encodes 184 amino acids. The transcript has a single exon. The record is from RefSeq and is a predicted model, not a curated record.
AUGGGUCAAUCAGCUAGUAGAUGUUCUGAAGAUGAAUAUUUAAAUCCUACUUCUUUUCCAAAUGUCCCAUUUGCUCAACAUAGGGUUGGUGAUGUAUACUUGGUAACUUAUACUUCGAGUCCAAGUUCUUUGGAUCCAACCACCAACCUAGAUUAUCAUUAUACUAUUGUAAUAGAUGUGGCAGGUGAAUCUUCUAGUUUUCCAAGAGGAUUGGAAUUGUAUCUAGGUGUACAAGGAGAGUCAAGAGUUGUAAGACUUUGUCAAGAAAGACUAAAACAUCCAAGAAUAAAUUAUAGAUCACAUCAAGCAAUUGGAAAGAUACAAAAUAUUUAUCAUCAAGGUAAACCUCGUCAAUGGUCAGAUGGAAUUAGGGAUAUUGUUGGUAAUGAAUGGUUUCCAGAGUUUGUAAACAAAAGAGGAAAUAUAUUGAAUCAUCAAUGUAAUAGCCAUCAAUUUGCAAAAUAUUUGAUAAAAUAUUUUGAUUUAGAUUGGCCAAACUAUAUCUAUGUUGCAGGUGAUUGGGAUCAAAAUGAACCAUUAAUGGUUGAUCUUUAA